Molecule: messenger RNA, 471 nt
Organism: Nicrophorus vespilloides
Lineage: Eukaryota; Metazoa; Arthropoda; Insecta; Coleoptera; Silphidae
Product: mitochondrial import receptor subunit TOM20 homolog
Exons: 1
Coding region: 1-471 (156 amino acids)
Biological process (GO): protein targeting; tRNA import into mitochondrion; protein import into mitochondrial matrix
Cellular component (GO): mitochondrial outer membrane translocase complex; mitochondrial outer membrane
Molecular function (GO): transmembrane protein transporter activity
Source: RefSeq, a predicted model, not a curated record
AUGCAGAUGAGCGUGAUCGGCUACGUAACAAUACUAUGCGGGACUUCUUUGUUAGCGUUCUGCUUAUAUUUGGAUAGAAGGAGGCAUCAGGACCCAAGCUUCCGUAGGCGACUGAAGGAACGCAGACAGAAGCUGAAGAAGCAGCAUCUACCGCAUUACGAGAUUACACCUAGGAACAUAGAUCCUCGGUACAGAGAAGCUGUAAUCAUUAAGGAAAUUCAGAUGGCCGAGAAGCUGAUGGUUCAGGACAAACUGGAUGAGGCAAUCAUUCACUUCGCGAGAGCCAUCUCCGUUUGCGCCGAUCCUGAGCAUCUCAUGAACUGCCUAAGACACACGCUACCAGCGAACGCCUACGACUCUUUGAUCCAUCUGUUGAUCAAGCUUUACGGAGAGGCUUGCAAAGUCGAAGAAAGCGAGAAAACCAGGCCAAGUAAGCUAAAUUCGGAGUUGGCUGCGUCGUUGGCGUUCUAA